Molecule: messenger RNA, 2389 nt
Organism: Jatropha curcas
Lineage: Eukaryota; Viridiplantae; Streptophyta; Magnoliopsida; Malpighiales; Euphorbiaceae
Product: propionyl-CoA carboxylase
Source: RefSeq, a predicted model, not a curated record
CUGUGCAUGUGGUUGGUCAAACUUUUUCGGGCGGCCCGAAGCUUUCGACAAGGGCUCGGGUCCAGCCCAGAACAGCAAUUUGGUACCUUCGUCUCCGGCGGUUUCUCUUGAUAAUUCCACUUAGAAAGCUCAUUCCCGGCAUAUGUCAGCAGAUUAGCACUGUAGCCUGUAGGUGCUCGAAGGCAGCUGCUACGCUACUCUCAGAGUCCAACAGCAAAACAAGGAAAUCCCUUGCCUAUUAAGGAAGUUGAUGGAAGAUCAAGAUUGGAAUGACAUUCACAAUUGUGUCAUCAAACUGAGAGUCAAUCCUCAAAGGCGAAGGGAGAAAGUUUACAUAGGCUGUGGGGCUGGGUUUGCAGGUGACAGGCCCUUGGCGGCACUUAAGUUGCUUCAGAGAGUUAAGGAGCUUAACUAUCUAGUGCUUGAAUGCCUAGCAGAGCGUACCCUUGCUGAUCGCUAUCAGAUUAUGGUGUCUGGGGGUGAUGGCUAUGAUUCUCGCAUUUCGGAUUGGAUGCAUUUGCUUCUUCCUUUGGCUGUGGAGAAAGGAACUUGCAUAAUAACCAACAUGGGUGCAAUGGAUCCGCGUGGUGCUCAGGAGAUUGUUCUAGAAACUGCAAGCAACCUGGGGCUUAGUGUUUCUGUUGCUGUAGCUCAUGAGGUUUCUUUCAAUAAAUCAGGUUCAGGAUCUCCAUCUAGGAACUCACAUAUUACUGAAGGUGGUGUUAGCACUUAUCUGGGAGCAGCUCCGAUAGUUGAAUGUCUGGAAAAGUAUCAACCAAAUGUUGUUAUCACUUCACGGAUUGCUGAUGCUGCCUUGUUUUUAGCACCAAUGGUUUAUGAACUGGGUUGGAACUGGGAUGAGUUAAAGGAGCUAGCUCAGGGAUCCUUGGCUGGGCAUCUCCUAGAGUGUGGUUGUCAACUCACAGGAGGAUACUUCAUGCAUCCAGGUGACAAAUAUCGAGACAUAUCUUGUUCUUCUCUUCUAGAUUUGUCGCUUCCUUAUGCAGAAAUAUGUUUUGAUGGACAAGUUUGUGUAGCAAAGGCAGACGGCAGUGGUGGGGUUUUAAAUUUUAGUACUUGUGCUCAACAGCUUCUUUAUGAGGUUGGAGAUCCAGGUGCUUAUAUCACGCCUGAUGUGGUAAUUGAUUUGCGGGAGGUUUCAUUUCACCCAUUGUCAAGUUGUCAAGUUCUGUGUGCUGGAGCAAAACCAUAUUUAGAAUCCAGGCCUGAUAAACUUUUGCGCUUGCUUCCAAAGGUUUGUGGUUGGAAAGGAUGGGGAGAGAUAUCCUAUGGAGGGUAUGGAUGUGUGAUGCGUGCUAAAGCUGCUGAAUAUCUAGUUAGAUCAUGGAUGGAAGAAGUAUGUCCUGGAGCUAGUUCUCAUGUUGUGUCAUAUGUUAUUGGACUUGAUAGCCUGAAGGCAAAUGGCAGUAACUAUGACAGCUCAUCUGGGAGCUCUAUUGAAGACAUAAGAUUAAGAAUGGAUGGGUUAUUUGAGUUGAAGGAGCAUGCAGUCCUAUUUACAAGAGAGUUCACUGCUUUAUAUACAAAUGGACCAGCUGGUGGUGGUGGUAUCAGCACUGGGUAUAAGAAAGAGAUACUUCUCGAAAGACAGUUGAUUGGACGCGAACAUGUUUUCUGGUGGACUGGAGUAAAGAAUGCCAAAGGAAUGGAGUCAGACAAAGAAGAAAUUAGCCAUGGGAAUGUGGUGAACAAACACAUUCUGAAUGAAGCUUUAGCGUCACCAUAUACGAAGGCAAACGUGGAUGAUUCUCGUGUAGAGCAUUCUUCACCUGUACGUGCAAUGUCUCCUGCUCCGCCUGGCCAUAAGAUUCCACUUUAUGCUGUAGCACAUAGCAGGGCUGGAGACAAAGGAAAUGACUUGAAUUUUUCAAUCAUCCCACACUUUCUUCCAGAUAUUGAAAGAUUGAAGAUGGUAGUGACACCUGAAUGGGUAAAGGGAGUUGUCUCUACUCUUGUGAACAAUUCAUCGUUUCCCAACUCAGAAGCUAUCCUGAAGAGAGACAAAUGGGUCAAUGAACAUGUAAAUGUGGAAAUUUAUGAAGUGAGGGGAAUCCACUCAUUGAAUGUUGUAGUCCGGAACAUUCUUGACGGUGGUGUCAACUGCUCUCGGAGGAUUGACCGGCAUGGAAAGACCAUCUCAGACGUUAUACUGUGCCAGCAGGUCGUUUUGCCUCCAUAAGGAGCGUUCAAUAGCUUCGCCGUUGCUUGCUCUUAUCUGGUAAACGCACUAUAAAAGUGUAACCUUGCUGUUAACUUUUCAAUGGUAGAAUGAAUUUGUAUUUUCGGGGUAAAAAAAAAAAAGUACUCUAAUUUUAAUAAUAAUUUAUGGGAAAGAGGAUAUAAAAGCAGACUAGUUAGUUUUGUUAGA